This is a messenger RNA of Papilio machaon (common yellow swallowtail), 4013 nucleotides long. RefSeq names its product ATPase family AAA domain-containing protein 5 (gene elg1). The record is from RefSeq and is a predicted model, not a curated record. Gene Ontology annotation, cellular component: nucleus. Bases 278 to 4000 code for a protein of 1240 amino acids. Lineage: Eukaryota; Metazoa; Arthropoda; Insecta; Lepidoptera; Papilionidae. Gene Ontology annotation, molecular function: DNA clamp unloader activity; ATP hydrolysis activity; DNA binding. The transcript has 3 exons.
CCUUGUAAACGAAGGCGCCAAAUUCUAUACAUGAAUGUUAUUUUGUAUUUUACUAAUUUUAAAGUAUUAAGGUCAGUCCUAAGUUCUUAGUCAGCAAUAAUUCGAAUGCUUUAAGGCAUUAUGUGGAUACAAAUGUGAUAGAUCAUGGUGAAUCUCUAGCUUGUUGGCAGAUAUAUUUUAAAAUGCAACGUAUUGAAGAACUUAAAAUUUGCACAUGAUAUGUAAGAUAUAAAAAUACUAUCUAUUGUAUAUCUUUACUGUUGUUGUCUUUAUAGUGAUGUCAAUUUGUUUGGACACUGUUUUUAUCAAAGAAAUAAAAAGACAAGCCGAACCUUUUAAAAAUAACAUAAAGCACAAGAGUAGAACUGUGUUAAGAUGCAGGAACAAUAUUUUAAAGCCGAAGUGUGAUAGAACUCUUAAAAGGAAACUUAAAAAGUAUAAACUUAGAAAAGAUGGAGAGGAAGACCAAGAUAUUAUAGAUGUGUCACAAACUUUUGUUACUUCACUAAUCAUCAAGUCUCCCAACACCGAAAUGAGUACUGCUGCUAGUUUAAAACGCAACUUAAAACCAUCCAGAGUCGAGCAAAGUUUUACUAUGCAUAGGCGAAAAAAGAAUAUAAAGCCUGAAGAGGUUGAUCCAAAAACUGUAAGUCCUACACAACCACUAGAAUCAAAUAAUCAAACAGAUGCUUUUAAAUUACUAAUGGAUUCUCGCAAUAAGGUAAUUGGAUCUAAUUCUCCAGGCAAAGAAAGGAUAUUAGAUGAAAGUGAAUUACAAGAAGUUACUGAAAGGAAAGAGCUCAAAGUUAGAAGGACUCUAUCAUUGAAGAAAAUGGCCCAGGCUAAAGGAGCCCUACAGAAGCAGGAACGGGAUGAAUCUAGAGAAAAGUAUGUUAAAAAUGAAAUGGCGAAAAGAGCUGAAAGGUUAAGAAAUAUGAUAGCAAAACCUGAUGCACAUUCAAGUAAAAAUAUCAAUAAUAAGUCCGUCCUUGAGCCACAAGUAGAUUCAUUAAAUCUAACACCACCUAAGACUGAAAAUGGUGUAAGUAAGAAAAGUGAAUCUUUAAAAAUUUCUAAAUCGUUCUCUAAUACCAAUUUAUCAGAUAGCUCUCUUAAACAUAAUAUAACUAAAGAAGAAGUGGAAUUUCUGAAAAAAUUAUCACCCUCUAUUCGAAAAAAAGAAAACAUGCUUUGUUAUUUCAAUGUAGUCACGAAAGAAAUAGAAUGUGAAUCUGUUCUUAAUGAAAAUGAUAGUGUAGAUGAACAAGCAAUUAUUAAAGUGAAAAUUACAUCAAAAAGUAAAAAGAAAAAGAAACAAGAAAAAAAUAUUGCCGAGAUACAUACUCCAGUGUUGAUUGUUAAAAGUCAUGAUAAUGACACCCAACAUGAUAAAUUAUCAUCCAAAGAUAUUGAGGGCAAGGAAGUUGUUAGUGACAGAAAAAAGCGUAAAAGAAAAAAACAUGUCACUGAAAGUGAAUCUACUAACUUUUCAGAAGUAACAUCAACUGAUUCCAGGCCUAAAAGAAAUAUCAAAAAACCAAUUAAAUAUGAGGAUGCUUUAGUAUCAAGUUCGGAUGAAGAAUUCCAUAUCUUCACACCAAAAAAGAAAAAAGGCUCUGUAAAUAAUGUUGAACAACCAAAAAUAACUAAUAACGUACACACAAUGGAAGUGAAGAAUUCUAUAUCAAACAAAUGUAUAAAACAAUAUCCAAAUAAAGCAUCUACAAAAAAGAAUAUUCCCUCAGCAAAUUUACCAGUUAAGAAGCCAUUAAAAUUAGCCCCAAUAUUUGCUCCAAAACCACAACUGACUGCUGAAGAAUUAAAGGCUAAACAAGAAUUUCUGCAUAGUGGUAUUCCAAAUCAUGUAAAAAAGAAUAAUAAGCAACCAGUUACUUGUACAACUAAUAGCAAUUGUUUUCUACCAGUGGUUCAUAUACAACAGAUUGAUCCAAAUCAUGUUACAAAUUCCACCAUACUUCCAUUAUCAUUGUUACAUUCCGAUGAUGAACCAACUAUCGCCAACUCUUCAUCUGAUUCCUAUAAAAACUUACUGACAAUAAACACUGAGAAUGAGAAUUUAAAUGUAUUAGAUUUUAAAAAUAAUGUUAAAACACUAUUAAAAGCAAUGAAGAACCUGUAUUCAAAAUUUCCUGUUUAUCGUACUUAUCAUUCAUUAAAAGCUAAAAGUAGAGGAGAAAUUGGAGAAACACAAUGUAUUUAUUUAGAUAACAGUGUUGAAAUAAUCAAUGGUAUAACAGACACAUGUAAUGAUAAUCUAGAUAAAUUAAAAUGGACAGAUAAAUAUAAGGCAACAUCAACAAAACAAAUAAUUGGGAACUUUGAAAGUAUUAAAGAACUUAGGAAAUGGUUAAUUUCUUGGACUGAAAACUGUGUACCGGAACAAAAAGAUUCAGAUUCAUCUGACUUUUGCUAUUCGGAUACUGACAGUGGAGAUGUCAAAAGAAUGAGAAAUAAUCUGCUCAUACUAACUGGAAAGACUGGCAGUGGAAAAACAUCCAGUGUAUAUGCUGUUGCAUCGGAGUUAUCAAUCAAGGUAAUUGAAGUGAAUGCAAGUAGUAAAAGAACUGGUAAAAUAAUGCUCCAAGAUUUACAAGAAGCUACCCAGUCCCAUAAAGUAAACAGACAGAUGGAUGGCAUUGAUAAUUCUCAGAAGUCAAUAGAUGUUGAUUCUAACAUAUCACAGAAUAAAAAACGUGGGAGACCUAAGAAGCAGACUCUUGAGAAUCUGUCCCAGAAAUCUGUCUCUUCAAAGAAAGACUCAAAUAGUGAACCAUUUUCAAGUCAAGAGAGCAUGAGAACUGUUAUGUCUCUUAUUUUAAUUGAUGAUGCAGAUAUAAUUUUUGAGCAAGAUGAUGGAUUUUGUUCUGCAAUAGCUCAACUUGUGCAUAGUUCUAAACGUCCAGUUAUUUUAAUUACUGAAUCAGUGAAUUGCCCCCACCUGCAAAAAUUCUUGAAAUACAGUCAAGUUAUAAGUCUGCAACCUUUCCUGCCUAGAAUGCUUGGGACAUGGCUAGACAUUAUGUGUUUAGCUGAUAGUAGCAUUUGCUAUCCUGGCUUAGGAGCUAAGCUUUUAGAUUUUUUUAAAGGGGAUAUAAGAAAGACAAUCAAUUGUUUGCAAUUCUAUAUGACAUCACACAGACACAUUUUAAAACGGGAGAAUGCAUCUCAAGGAUAUGAUUUUAUAGAUGCAGGUGAUGAUGAAGCCUCAAGUAUGUCAUGGGCUGUUAAUGAGGAAGUUGAAGAUAGAUUUGCAAGUUCUACUGCUAUUUGUAACUCGAGUAUUCAGUAUUUUUUGGAUAAACAGAUAAAUAUACAUAACCUCUCACCAUUUCUUACAUUUAACAUAUGGUGGAGUUUACCUGCAUUUUUAAAUUUCAAUUGUAAUGAUUUAGUUACAGUUCAUACAAAGGAAAAUGAAAAAAUAGGAAAUGAUGUAUUGAAAUUAGAAACAAUAUCAUCAGCAAUAGAUACCCUUUCAGUUCUUGACUUGUUUGAAAAUACUACAGCAGAAUUACAUGCUAAUAUAACAUCCAAGCCUUGGUUCUCUCCUGAAAGUGCCAGUUUGAUUGAGGGCGAGAAUUUUGAAUAUUACGAUAGAACUUAUGAAAUUACGCAAGAUAUUUCACAAUUUUUAAUGACCAGCAGCAUUCAGAAUGCACAAAGAAUUUUAAAAUGUGAACAGAGAAUUGAUGUAGAGUUUCCUUCUAUGACUAUGCAAAGAGAACGUGACAAAAUAAUACAUCGACAUAAAAGCUUGACUCAUUACUUGAACCCAGUAGCUGUGUUGGACCGUAAAGCAGUUGCAUUGGACUACUGGUCAAGUUGUCGUAGUAUAUGCAGAUCAGAAAAGACCAAAACAGAUUUAAGUAGCAAGAGAAAUAAUAGAUUCUGUCAUUACCUUAAAUCAUUAAAUAUUUUGUGUAAUAAUGAGUAUUUUGAUAAGUUGGGUGACAGUUUAUGUUUAGGUAAUAUUUAUUGAUACAGGUUCUAAU